AGGUUUCGGCAAUCAUGGAGUCAAAAUCUUCUUUUACUUUGUAAUACUGGCUACAAUAAUAGGUACCGAAGUCCAUUAAUAUUUCGGGAUAUAGGUGUUGACAUCGGUUUUGCUAUAUUAUGGAUGAUUUCAGGUUUAACCAUCAUUUUUCCAGUAUAUCAUGGUAUAACUUCGUGCAAUAAUACUGGACAAUCUGCGCGAAUACUAGGUUGUCAAGCAUAUUUUGCAAGUAUAUUUUGUUGUUGGACAACUUCGAUUUUAUAUGCAAUUACUAGUUUAUUAUCUUGGAGAUUAAGUUUGGAACAUAAAUUUAGAGGUGCAAACACUCCUAGAACUCCUAGAACUCCUAGAACCUUUAUAGUUUAA
Messenger RNA from Dentiscutata heterogama, 366 nucleotides. NCBI's taxonomy places the organism in Eukaryota, Fungi, Glomeromycota, Glomeromycetes, Diversisporales, Gigasporaceae. The record is from the annotation of a GenBank genome assembly.